GCAAGAAGAUCCUCGCAAGGUCAGUUUAGUGUUAUAAUGAAAUUUCGAGAGUGACAGUGCGACUCAGGCACAAUUAUUGAGUGAUUUUUGAAAAUAAAUAAGUUAAAAUGAGAGUGUCAACGAUAUAUUUUCAAAGCGCCGCAAAGAUGUUGGACUUUUAUUCACAAUUUAAUCCGUCUCCCUUGUCUAUAAAAAAAUUCAUUGAUUUUGGUCUGAACGCGUCCGAAAAGAAGUCGUUCGUGUUUUUAAGGAAAGAACUACCGGUGAGAUUGGCUAACAUCAUGAAAGAAAUCGCUUUAUUACCGGAGAACCUUUUACGCAUGCCUAGCGUCGUGGCCGUCAAUGAUUGGUACAUGCGUAGUUUUCAAGAAAUCAUCGAAUUCGAAAAAACAGAUCCGAACGUCGAAACGUUGGAGCAUUUUUGUAACGAGCUAGUUAAAAUUAGGAAUAGACACACCAACGUCGUCGAAACAAUGGCGCAAGGUGUAUUAGAAUUGAAGGAAUCCCACGAUAUCGAUCAUCACACCGAACACAGUAUUCAAUAUUUCUUGGACAGGUUCUAUAUGUCGAGGAUAUCUAUUAGAAUGUUAAUUAACCAACACAUAUGUUUAUUUUCAGCCUUAUUGUUUGGAGGUCAAUUGGAGAACGCGCCCGGACCUAACAAAAGUAAAUACAUCGGUUGCAUAGACACGCAAUGCGACGUUGUCAGCGUUAUCAAAGACGCUUACGAAAACGCCAGAUUCCUUUGUGAUCAGUACUAUUUGGCAUCGCCGGAUCUUAUAAUCGAAAUAUCCAGGAAUAAGGAUUCCGAAGACAAACACAUCACAAAUAUAGUUUACGUUCCAUCGCAUCUUUAUCACAUGCUUUUCGAAUUAUUUAAAAAUUCGAUGAGAGCUGUCAUGGAGUACCACGGAUCCGUCGAUCAGUACCCACCGAUUACCGUGACAGUUUCUAAAGGAAAAGAAGAUAUAUGUCUAAAAAUGUCCGACAGAGGUGGUGGUAUACCGAGAUCAACAACAGAUCAUCUUUUCAAAUAUAUGUAUUCAACAGCUCCCCAACCAAGCAAAUCCGAUGCCCAUACAGUUCCAUUAGCGGGUUAUGGUUACGGAUUACCUAUUUCCAGAUUAUACGCCAGGUAUUUUCAUGGAGAUCUCGUACUUUUAUCUUGUGAAGGCUGCGGAACAGAUGCAGUAAUUUAUCUCAAGGCAUUGUCUAAUGAAGCUAACGAGCUGUUACCGAUUUUCAACAAAACAUCAUCAAAGUUUUAUAGAACGAUCGUUCAAACCAAUGAUUGGUCCAACCAGUGUACGGUCAUAGGUGACAGACAGAUCACUACAAAGUCGAAGAGGCACGAAGUUUCGCAUUCGAAUAAAGAAUCUAUGACUAGAGCGUUAUAAUACUGUAAACAUUUUUUAAAAAAAUUAGAGUAAUGUAGAGUAACUCUAGUUUUGAGAGGGUGUGGAAAAAUAGACUUUUAAAAAAUUUUCGGUGUACAUUUAGAUGCUGCUUACUUAUUAAUUUUACUUCCAUUUUCUCACAGAAAAGGUGACAACCACAAACACGACACCUUGUAUCUAUUCAGUGGAAAAUUUUAUAACCACCAAUAUUUUUUUUAGUUAAUUAAGUGAGGGUAAAAGUGACCAAUUAUGCAAUUUUUUGUUCAUAUAUGACUAAGUUUUUUACAAAUAUAAACAAACACUAAAUGUGGAUGAAUAUAAUACCAAAGUUGUCGUUUUUGUUCUUGUUGCUUAUUUUUGUCUUUGUCAUGUUUAAUAAAGCAAUUAAGUGAAAAGUAAUAAUAAUGAUACUCCACACUCUCAAUCACACUAAUUUAUUUUCAUUGAAUAAUUUGUUUCUUUUUUUAUUUGGUGUGAUCCUAAUUUUGAUUGUUAAAAUUGGAAUAGUCUUUUAUAUAUUAAGGACAUUCAGUGAUAGUUGCUAUAUGAAAAAAACUUGUUGCUCCACAUCGAAUUGUAUAGUUGUGGAAAUGCUCUAAACCGAUAGGCAAUCAAAUAAUUUCCAGCUACUAAAUUUUUCUAUAAAAUCCAUGUAGGAGAUCAAAAAAGGCAAUUCGAUCUUAAACUCUUUUUUUUUUAUAUUUUUUUAAUCAGAUAUUCUGAGCAUUUACAUUUUUCAAUUGCCUUACAUCUGGAAAUUUAGAAAGACUUCAGUAAAAGUACAGUUAUUAAAUACAAAAUAUUAUGCUACCCUUUCUAAAGUUUCAAUUUGGAUGCUGUAUUCUAAAGUUGCAGCCAUAGCCCCAUAUGCAGUGGUAAUAUACGAUUAUUUAAGCAAAACAAUAAAAAAAAACAGGUUUCGGUGAAAGAACUGAAAAGCAAUGACAUCUGUAUACGAUAAGUAAAAACUGUUAUUAAUAGAAAAUUAAUUGUAUACUAAAGGAUUUGUCUCACAUGAAGGUACAAAAUAGUUGUUUUAUCCUGUUAUUUUUUUAGAGAAAGAAAGUUUCUAAUUCUCUUCUAGCAACAUUGCUGCUUAUCUUCAACCUUUAUCCAUGUUAUCACCAUGCUGCUCUCGUUCCUAUAUCUCCGAGUUCAAGUAAUUUGCAAAUAUCUUCAAAAAAGGAACUUGUUGCAUCCUGUAUCAGAAACUAUUUAGAUCUAGAUUGGGGAUUACAUUGGAUUGCAAUAUUGUUUAAUGUGUUCCCUAUCAUCUCCGUUUUCAACAUUAGCUCGUCUUCCAAUUCCAGAGUUCUAAUAAAUUCCAUUGCCUGUGCUGGCUUCACCCUAACAGGUUUCUUUGCGUAUAUUUGCAACAUGGAAACUUUCUAAUACUAAGUCAUCAUAAGUGUACACUGCUACAGUACUUCUUUUUCCGUUAUCUCUUUUUUUCUGAAUCUUGUGUACUUAGUAUAGGAACAUUUUCUCAUCCUACAGUUUGGUGAGUUAGGUCUGCCUAUUUUUUUUGGUUUCCUUAUCACCAGGAACCCAACUAAAAAGACUUGACUGUUUCAUGAAGUUUUUUCAGCACUCCCAUGUCAACUUUGAGUCGAUAUAUGAGAUCUCCGAGAUUUGAUAGUUGUUUGAUUAUCAAGUUCAUUUCCAAGCAUUUUUUAAGUUCUUUAACAGACGCUUAUUGAUGAUGAAUAUUAAGUAUCGCCAUCUUCUACUUAACUUUGCUCCUGUCAUGGUGUUUAAACUAUCUGGAUUCAAUUUGAUGUUUUUUUCUGGAAUUUGGCCGGUAUAUUUUCUUUAUCAGUUUUCCUUCUCACUUAACACAAAUGUGAAGUGUUUUACGAUAAUUUUCUGAAUAAUUUUAUCACUUUGAAUAUUUUAUGAUAAGAUAUAGACAAUAGACAUGGACCAGGUUUUUGCUCAGAUUUUCUGAACUCUUGAUUUGAUCUAUCGCCAUUUGAAGAUCUGUAAUGACCUUAAGUGGAACAAAAAAAACGUCGUUUCCAUAUCUAUAAAUAAAAUGUGGACAGAGAAGUUGAUAUAUGAUAAAUUGAAUUGAUUUUUUAUUGAAGUUUAGGACCUGAUGUAAAUAGGAAAAAAAUGUUUUUAGAUUUAACUUGGAAGAGGUAGAAUUUAAUGGUUAAUUAUGAUUUGAUAAAAUCUGUAGUCUAUAAUAAGUACACUCGUAAGCAAAAAAAUAGACUCAAGUCAAAAAUCUAUAGCUUUCAUUUUUUUUAUUUUAGCAUAUCAAAACCAUUAGUGUUAGCUUUAUGAGUAAUCUAUGUUGUAGGUAACGACCUCUUCCCUUACAAUUUCUUCCCUGUAUCUGUUGGCUGUUGAUCCUCGCUCCACCGCAAGUUUCAAUAAAAACCAACUUAGUUUUUGCUUCUAUUGAAAUCCUACUCAAACCAUCCAGAAACCUCCUCUAAAAGCCACGUUAUCUUUUGCGCAACACUGCGCGAAUCUUUCUUCUGUCUUCUAUUGAUACCAUGCAGACGCACUCUGCUUUUACCUGAAAAGAGAACGGAGCCCCAUUAUUCGUCCAAUUAAUGUGUUUUCUGGCAAAUCGUAGACGGACUGCUCGAUGGGUUGGAGUUAAUUUGGGGCGAGUAGCUGUUUUUUUGACUCAAAAUUAGCUGCCUUAAGACUUCUACUGACUGUCCAGCUACUCACAGUCACUCCUCGUUUUUCUCUGAACUUGUCUACAUUUUACACCAGUGAGGGUGCGAUUUCUCACCGAUGUGUUGAUCAUCUCUCUCGGUUGUGCACUUUUUUUCUUCAGGAACCGCGUCUUCGAUUAAAGAAACCUAACCAGUUUCUUGGUAACGACGGUAAACUCUUGAAACAGCAGACUGACUCAUGUUCAGUGUGUUCGCCACUUCUCACUGACCUUGACCUUGCGCAAUAGGGUGACCACUUGAGAAACUUUAGCAUUUGUUGUGCACUUUUCAGAUAGAAUUCUUGUUUAUUGUUAAUGAAGAUCUGUAUCGGCUUACAUUUGUUGGCUAACUAAUAGUGGUGUGUUAGGUAGAUAACCUUUAAUAAGAGUCAGUUGCCCCUAAUUAGCACUAUUUUAAACAAUCAAAAACGUGGUGGUUACCGAUCAUAUCUUAUUGUUAAAUUUUAUUAAGAAAAAUACAAAUUCGUGCUCAGUUUUUUUGUCAUUAACUUGCGAUUGCAGGGGUGACGCCUGAUGCGAUUUUUUUGUUCACGAGUGUAUAUUCCUAAUACAUAUAUAGAAAAAUCGUCCCUUUUUAUUAGUUCAAUACCUAUUUUUGAUCCAAUUAUGGUAUAAAUAGGUUUUUUGACAGUAUUGAUUCCAGUUAAUAGAGAACAGUCAAUCAAAACGUCUCAUUCUACCAAUUCCUACUUAUAUGAAUGUUGUUGAAAUGGUUGCAGGAAAAAAAGUGCUCCAAUUACAGGACAUGAUAACUCUAAUCUCACAUGAAAUAUUCAAAAUCUUAUAUUGUUCGGCAUUAUACACCGACUUUAUUGAAACUGCGCUUCAUUGACAUAUUCUUAACCUUAGAAAAAUAAAGGGAUUUGGAAGUUUUGGAACCGUUGGUGAUAUUCAUACUGAACACACUGUUGACACUACCACUACACCAACACUCACAAAUACACUGUAUGGCGCACGUUUCGAUAACCAAGUUAUCGUCUUCAGAGACUGAAGGUAAACUGUACUCAGUUCUCUGAAGAUGGUAACUUGGUUAUCUAAACGGUCGUCAGACAAUGUAAUUGUGAGUAUUGGUGUAGUUGUAGUGUAUACAAUACAAACAACAGAAAGAUAGGGAAAGCGACAAAUUUCUGGUUAAGUUAAAUUGAACUAAUAUGAUAAGUAUUCGUAAGUACAAUAAAAAUUCCAUAUAGUUAACCACUAAACUCGACUUUAACCUCAGUUUUUAAUUAAAAUUUACAUUCUAUGAAACUGUGUUUCCCAAAUUAUUUAUUUUUAUAUGUGUAAAUUAGGUUAUAUAAUUAUUUAUUAUACUCGUUGAUCAAAAGAAAACUGACCAAUUAUUAGAAUAAAUCUACAAAAAUGAGUGGGUUUAAAUUGUAAAAAAAAAUUCUUCGGGAAAGUCAAUCGUUUUUAAAAUACCAGAUGUUGUGUUUUGCACAUUUUUAUGGUUAGUUCCAAACUACUAGCAGAAUUAUAAUGCUGUUUACUUUGAAAAACAAUGUAUGUCUCGAAUUUGUUUCUGAAUUUCAUAGGGAGUGCUAGUUACAUCGUGUGAAUACAAAACUCACUGUUUUUGAGAUAAUCCAAAUAUUUUGGCAAAAUUGUGUACCGUUUUCACAUCAUUCUUAUCAAAACAUUUGACAAUAAAUUCUAUCUGUUAAGGCACGGGAUCAAAAUUUCAAAGUAUAAUACUAUAAAACUGGAAAAACAUUAAGAAAAUCUUUUGUUUAUUUUAAUUUUUCUUCAAAUUCUCCCUUUUUAUAAUUUUGAAAACAUAACAUGAUACCUAUCAAAAAGAUGUCUUCCUUCGAAGAAGAUUGCAAAAAGAUACACUUUUUUGUUUAAAAAUUCAAAAUAAUCCAAGAAAACUCUUCCUCAUAUACAUUAAAAAUGGAUCAUUUUAAUGGUUUUCAAAAAUUUACAGUUUUAUUUACUGGAAGAAUAAACAAUUUUGGUUUUUUAACCUUUUUUUUUCUUUUUUUCAUUACUUUUUUGCAAUCAGGGACGAUUAAAUGAAAAAAGUUCAUGAAAUGUGUCACCUAUUCAAAUAAAAUACCGUCACAAUGUUGCCAAGUAGCUUUAUAAUGGAUAAUUUUUUUACAAAACAAACCACUUUUUGCUAGUAAUGGGGUCAAUUUCUUUUCAAACAUCCUGUAUAAUUUUAAAAGUAUGAUUUAACUCGAUAUUUUUUGUCGACAGAAGAAAAUGAUGGAUCAAUAUACCAAAGAUUAAUAAUAGUCGUCUAUUGCCAAUUUUACAAUGAUAUCUUUGACUCUAGUGAAAUAUGAGUAGAACAUCCAUAAACAAUUUUUAAGCUACCAAAAAAUAAUAAGAAACUAUAUACCGAAUUUCAAUGCACACCAACCAUAACCUGUUUUCGAGAGAUUCUAACAAUUAAAAAUGAUACAGAAAAGAAUUGUUAAUUUAUAUAAAUAAUUAUUAAUUGCAUGAUGUUAUUUUUAACUAAUUCUGUGGUUAAUUUAAUUAAUAGACAAACCCAGAAAAAUCUCUAACAGAAAUACUGUAACAAACUUAUACAGAUUCUGGUUAUUUUUCUUCUUGACCUUUACCAUAUGAAAACAAUUAUCGAUGUAACUUCCUUCAUUAUCUUAAUCUAUAUGACUACUCAGUUAACAUCUAUUCUGGAGUGUUCUAUUUAUAUUCUGGAACUGUUACAAAGAACAUUAAGAAUAUUUGAUCGGUAUAGACAGGCUAUAAAUGCGUCUCACGAGAAGUGUGGAACGAAAUAUUAGUGAAGUGGAAAAGUCAAAUAUUGACAAUGAAAUCAAUAAUUGAAUGAUGGAAAUCAUGAGUAUUAGAAGAGGAUAUAAAAUAAGCAAAGGUGUAAGUAGGUUAGGCAACCUCGAUCUAGAUUAUGUCGUCCUCCAAGGUUUGCCUUCGUUUCUAUAUCAGGUAGAACAUCGGCAGAGCAGAUGCUCGAUCGUCUUUCUUCUUCGUUACACUGUUUGCAAUAGUUACUUGUCCUUCCAUUUCUGAAAUCUUGUACCAAUAGUACAUUGUCCAUUGAUCACUCCAAUAUUCUUCUGAAUUGAAUGUUUCGUGAAUCUUAUUAGUUUUUUUGUAAUCUCUUUAUUGAUCCUUGUCCAAAUCUCUCUGGAUAUCGUGAUCCUUAUUCUUAUGCCAAUAGCAUCUUUUAAUAAUUUCAUCGGUACUAGCACUGUUACUGACAGCAUUUUUUCCCCUCUUCCCACCGAUAGGAAGUUUGUCUAUCUGCUUUAGAGUUCCCUUCCACUUCAUAGAUCGAGGAGUGUAUUGCGACAACUCAUUACUACUUUUGAUUUUGUGGUUUUUGAUUCUAUUGCUUUUAGAGCUGUCUAUGUAGAUUGCUUUUUUUUUGUUUGAUUCACCACUUUCCCUUAUCAGUCUAAAAGCCUUUUAUAUCGCGUAGAAUUCCUCUAGAACGAUAUUAUAUCCAGUUUUCAUUCUUCUCGACUUUUGCAGGUCCAGUUUAUUUAAAACACAGCAGUUCCAUAUUUUGUUAUAGUGCUAUUUGUGAAUAUUGAUAUAUCAUUAUCCUUUAUGGUGGAUUUUUCUACCCUUUCUUAUGUUGUAAGAAUUUUGAUUUUCAUCCUUUAUUUGAAAGUCCGUUUUUAUGAUCAUGUAGUCCAUGCUCUGAGCUAAUAUUCUUUUUCCUUUUUUUACCCAUUUCCCUUUUGAUGCUACACCUUUUAUGAAGAAUUCUACAGGCUGCAAGCUUGGGAUUGCUUCUAGUGCUACUUGAGCAAUAUUUCUCAGAUCCGGUGAUUCCCAGUGCUGUUCUGAACUGUUCCUGUACAUAAAUUUGACUGUAGAAAAGAUAUCAAUGUAAGAUUCGCAGAUCAUUGAUUGAUGUUAGGAAAAUAUACUUAAAAAAAUGUAAAAAUUGAAUUGGUAUAAUAGAAAAUAUUUAAGAUUAGAAAUAAAUAUGUAAGUGUUAAGUUUCUCUAAUACAUUGUAUAUAAUAUUGAAAGUAUUAAAAAAAUUGGAAAGUAAC
Molecule: messenger RNA, 8086 nt
Organism: Diorhabda sublineata
Lineage: Eukaryota; Metazoa; Arthropoda; Insecta; Coleoptera; Chrysomelidae
Gene: Pdk
Product: pyruvate dehydrogenase (acetyl-transferring) kinase, mitochondrial
Exons: 6
Coding region: 108-1397 (429 amino acids)
Biological process (GO): regulation of glucose metabolic process; protein phosphorylation
Cellular component (GO): mitochondrion
Molecular function (GO): pyruvate dehydrogenase (acetyl-transferring) kinase activity
Source: RefSeq, a predicted model, not a curated record